Candidula unifasciata is the source of this 627-nucleotide messenger RNA. The record is from the annotation of a GenBank genome assembly. NCBI's taxonomy places the organism in Eukaryota, Metazoa, Mollusca, Gastropoda, Stylommatophora, Geomitridae.
AUGGUGCGCUGGAAAAAGAUGACAAGAGUAGUUUACCAGCUGUAUUCAUCAGUUCAGACUGGCGGGAAACUCAUAUUCUCGAAGCAGUAUCUUCUAUACACCAACAUUGGCCUGAGUGUAGGCAUUUCCGCUGUUGGUGAUGUUCUUGAACAAAGUUACCAGCACAGCAAGAAUGGAUCUUUCUCAAGGGCAUCCUGGGAUUGUACAAGAACAGGCAAGAUGGCAGCGACCGGUCUUGUUGUUGCUCCCUUCAUCCAUUACUGGUACCAGCAGUUGGAUGUCAUAUUUCCGGGCCGCUGUUGGAAAGUUCUUUUUAAAAAGGUGUCCUUGGAUUUUAUCAUCUGUUCCCCGGUAUGCGUUCUCUUGUUUCUAAUGACCACUGGCCUUCUUGAUAGACAAGGAUGGAGUUCAUUCAAAGAAGAGCUGCAGAAAACCGGAACAACCAUGUGUUUAACAGACUUGCUGGUCUGGACACCAUUGCAAAUAUUCAAUUUCUAUUUUCUUCCCACUAGGUACCGAAUAUUGUUUGACAACAUAGUGUCAUUAGCAAUGGAUACCUUCUAUUCACAUUUGAGGUUUGGUGAAAAUUCAUCGUAUCAGCUGCAUGUGAAAGAGGUUGCAGAAUGA